Etheostoma cragini (Arkansas darter) is the source of this 612-nucleotide messenger RNA. Its product is annotated as myosin heavy chain, cardiac muscle isoform-like. Gene Ontology annotation, cellular component: myosin complex. The annotation marks the transcript as partial. The transcript is spliced from 2 exons. NCBI's taxonomy places the organism in Eukaryota, Metazoa, Chordata, Actinopteri, Perciformes, Percidae. The record is from RefSeq and is a predicted model, not a curated record.
AUGGAGUCUGGUGAUUAUUAUCAGGUGACGGCGGAGUGGAAGCAGAAGUUCGAGGAGGCGGCGUGCGAGCUGGAGGGGGCCCAGAAGGAGGCGCGGGGGCUCAGCACGGAGCUGUUCCGGCUGAGGAACGCCUACGAGGAGGCGCUGGACCAGCUGGACACCGCGCGGCGGGAGAACAAGAACCUGCAGGAGGAGGUCAACGACCUUGGGGUGCAGCUGGGGGAGGGGGGGCGCAGCGCCCACGAGCUCGAGAAGAUCCGGAAACAGCUGGAGCAGGAGAAGGCGGAGCUGCAGGCGGCGCUGGAGGAGGCCGAAGGGUCUCUGGAGCACGAGGAGAGUAAGAUCCUGCGCGCCCAGCUGGAGUUCAACCAAUCGAAGGCCGAGAUGGAGCGCAAGAUGGCGGAGCGCGACGAGGAGGCGGAGGCGGCGAGGAGGAACUACCAGCGCACGCUGGAGGCGCUGCAGGCGUCCCUGGAGGCGGAGACGCGCAGCCGCAACGAGGCGCUGAGGGUGAAGAAGAAGAUGGAGGGCGACCUCAACGAGAUGGAGAUCCAGCUGGGGAAGGCCAACCGGCAGGCAGCGGACGCCCAGAAGCAAGUCAAGACCCUGCAG